Molecule: messenger RNA, 1491 nt
Organism: Ophidiomyces ophidiicola
Lineage: Eukaryota; Fungi; Ascomycota; Eurotiomycetes; Onygenales; Onygenaceae
Gene: MKK1
Product: Protein kinase C signaling pathway involved MAPKK protein
Exons: 4
Coding region: 1-1491 (496 amino acids)
Biological process (GO): protein phosphorylation
Molecular function (GO): ATP binding; protein kinase activity
Source: RefSeq, a predicted model, not a curated record
AUGACCUCGCCCGCCCCCCUACUCAAGAUCCCCACGCCGGGCAACCGCAGACCCCCCAAGCUCACCGUCGGCAUCCCGCCCUCGCCGAAUGCCCGCCCCGUCAACCAGGUCGCCGCCGCGCAGCCAGAGGACCCCCAAGCCCAGCCCCUCCCCGCCCGCCGCUUGCCGCCCGAGCUGCGAAUCGCGACCCCCAUGGGCAGCCGCGGCACCAUCCCGCACGAAGACGCCGCCUACUACAACGGCCGGCCCAUGCAGCAGCCCUACCACAAUGCCUCCGCCAACGACCUCACCACGCAUUCUCGCUCCGGCAGUUUCACCACCACCACCCACGAUGGCAAGAACAGCGGGCCGGCCUCCGCCGCCUCCUCGUCGUUUUCCACCCUCUCGUUCGCCAUGGGCAUGCGCGAUCCGCUCGGCAACACCCGCGAUCCCUCGUCCGCCAUCAGCUCCGUCUACUCUGACCGCGACGGCGGCAUAUCCAUGGAACGGGACAAUAGCAUGAACGGCAUCUUACCGGAUCUGGACCAGCUGAGCCAGGGGCUGGGCCGCCCGCUGGAUGUGGAGGACCUGGAUGAUGAAAAAUGGACCGCUGCCAGCGAGCAGGGCAAGAUCGUGGAGCUCGACAGUCUGGGUGAAGGAGCCGGUGGUGCCGUCACCCGCUGUGUGCUGAAGGGCGGAAAGACGGUUUUUGCUUUAAAGGUCAUUACUACGGAUCCCAAUCCUGAUGUCAAAAAACAGAUAUUUCGCGAGCUUAAUUUCAAUAAAGACUGCGCUUCGGAGCAUAUUUGUCGAUAUUAUGGGGCGUUUAUGGAUCGGUCUUCAAGCACGAUAUCAAUUGCCAUGGAGUUUUGCGAGGGCGGCAGUCUUGACAGUGUUUAUAAAGAGGUCAAGAAACUGGGUGGUCGAACGGGCGAAAAAGUGCUGGGCAAGGUUGCCGAGGGUGUAUUAAAUGGCUUGACGUAUUUGCAUGGCCGUAAAAUUAUCCACAGAGAUAUCAAACCAUCCAAUAUCCUCCUCUGCCGAACCGGACAAGUCAAGCUCUGCGAUUUCGGCGUCAGCGGCGAAUUCGGAACCAAGGGCGACGCGAACACCUUCAUUGGCACGUCGUACUACAUGGCCCCCGAGCGGAUCACGGGCCAGUCCUACACCAUCACCUCCGACGUCUGGUCUCUGGGCGUCACCCUGCUCGAGACUGCUCAACACCGCUUCCCCUUCCCAGCAGACGGAACCGUGAUGCAGCCGCGAGCCGGCCUGAUCGACCUCCUGACGUAUAUCGUGCGCCAGCCCAUUCCGAAGCUGAAAGAUGAGCCGCAGAAUGGCAUCUAUUGGAGUGAUAAUUUCAAGUACUUUAUUGAAUGCUGCUUGGAGAAAGAACCCCCCCGGAGAGCAACGCCUUGGCGGAUGCUGGAACAUCCGUGGAUGGUCGAAAUGAAAAAUAAGAAAGUCAACAUGGCGCAUUUCUUGAAGCAGGUUUGGGAUUGGAAAGAUUGA